AUGGGCGAAUGUAGGCCGCCCUGGCGCCUCCUAGAGCCGAAGCCCGUCGCCCGCGUCUGCAGCAGCGGUGGCGCGGUGGGGAAGAGCAACCUGCUGUCCCGGUACGCGCGCAACGAGUUCAACCUCCACUCCAAGGCCACCAUCGGGGUGGAGUUCCAGACGCAGAGCAUGGACAUCGACGGCAAGGAGGUCAAGGCUCAGAUCUGGGACACCGCCGGUCAGGAGCGCUUCCGCGCCGUCACCUCUGCCUACUACCGCGGUGCCUUCGGGGCGCUCCUCGUCUACGACAUCUCCCGACGCUCCACCUUCAACAACGUCGGCCGCUGGCUCCAGGAGCUCAACACUCGAUUGCUUGCGCUUUUGGUACUGCUUGUACAGCGAAUGCCUCUGACUGGAACGACGCUAGGAUCUCGUAGAUCUGGGGUGAUUUUCGUGGAACAGUUGGAAGCACAGAUUCUUGCUCAACAGGCCUCACUUGAAGCAAACCCAGCAGCACUUGAAGAAAACCAAAAUUUGUUGCGCCAGACCCAAGAAGAAGUGAGGGGGAUGCAUACCAAGUUUGAAGAGACUAAUGCACUGCUGUGA
Miscanthus lutarioriparius is the source of this 585-nucleotide messenger RNA. The record is from the annotation of a GenBank genome assembly. Lineage: Eukaryota; Viridiplantae; Streptophyta; Magnoliopsida; Poales; Poaceae.